Messenger RNA from Myotis davidii, 933 nucleotides. It is a transcript of the gene DYNLT2, whose product is annotated as t-complex-associated-testis-expressed 3. Gene Ontology annotation, biological process: microtubule-based movement. The record is from RefSeq and is a predicted model, not a curated record. Lineage: Eukaryota; Metazoa; Chordata; Mammalia; Chiroptera; Vespertilionidae. The transcript has 3 exons. The annotation marks the transcript as partial. Gene Ontology annotation, molecular function: dynein intermediate chain binding. Gene Ontology annotation, cellular component: cytoplasm; cytoplasmic dynein complex.
AUACCUCUCCCCACCUCUUUCUUUCAGUAUACACAGAUUGUACAAGAAAGGCUGAAAGAAUCGUCUCAUGAUGUUCUGUAUAUAGAGCCUCCAUUUGAUGAUUCCAUUGCUGAGAUAAGUAAAGAAUGGAAGAGUUCUUUGGCAAAAUUUAGGUUUGCUAAUACAUAUAGAAUGGAGCCACUCAGAAAAUUCCAAGCUCAUUCAGUAGAAGCUAAAGUCCAGCAGAUAUUAACGGAAACUCUUAAAGAUGUCAAAUAUGAUGAUAAACUCUUCUCUCACUUGUCGCUUGAAUUAGCAGACAUCAUAUUGUCAGCAGUCAAAGACUUUGGAUACCACCGUUAUAAAUUGAUUAUAAAGGUAUUAUUUAUUCAAAAGACUGGCCAGGCAAUAAAUGUUGCCAGCCGAUGGAUCUGGGAUGUUGCUUGGGACAGCUGGGUUGCAGCUAAACAUGAAACAGAAACUUACGUGGCAUUGGCCUUGGUAUAUGCUCUUUACUGUGAAUAACUUGUCACAUGUCCUGAACGAUGUUUACCUCUCAACUCCUCACAUACAUGAAGUUUAUAGAUUUGUAAACCUCAGUAGUAUUGAUUAGCCAUAUUUUUAUCUCCAGUUGGAGCAUUUAAUUGCAUUAACAACAAACAAGUAAAAAGUUGGAUUUUUCUUAACUUCAUACUUGUACUUACCAUAUUUAUUAACACUGUUACCUCAAAAUAUAAAAUAUAGGAAUAUAUGAAUGCUUAUAGUAGAUUAUAAUAUGGGAAUAUUAUCAUUCUUCUUAGGUUUAAGAAAAUUAUAAUUAACUAUAGGAAAUUUUGACACAACCUUGUAAAGUAUCAAAUUAAGAAAAUGUUAAGGUAAAUUUUGGAAACCUUCUAAAGGCAGAUGUAUUUUGAAUGGUAUUUUAAUGCACUAUAUGCAUUCUUUUGAAGGGAA